Molecule: messenger RNA, 1560 nt
Organism: Erinaceus europaeus (western European hedgehog)
Lineage: Eukaryota; Metazoa; Chordata; Mammalia; Eulipotyphla; Erinaceidae
Product: alpha-1,3-mannosyl-glycoprotein 4-beta-N-acetylglucosaminyltransferase-like protein MGAT4E
Exons: 4
Coding region: 133-1512 (459 amino acids)
Biological process (GO): protein N-linked glycosylation
Molecular function (GO): acetylglucosaminyltransferase activity
Source: RefSeq, a predicted model, not a curated record
UUCUGGAAGGAGGGGGCCUCCACACCCAGCUCCUCUGACUCUUUCUGUGUCUCCUGUCUUCCAGAAGCCUGUGGAACCCAAGGGACUGGGUGAGGGGGGCUUUGCUCUGGACCUGUGUGGGAACCAGUGGCCAUGCGGUGCUCCCUCAGGUGCUGCUGCCUGUGCUCAGUAGGCCUCGGACUCCUGUGGCUGCUGCUCUCCGUGAAAGUCUGCAAGGACAUCGAAGACAACCAGAACAAGAUGACUGUGCAAGGCCUUCCUCUCAGUCCCCAGGAGGACAUUUACAGCACAAGGAGGGCCCUGAAGCAGCUAGAAGCCUGGAAUAAUAUCACCUUCAGAUGCAUGCAGAAGAGCCAGCAGAGGAGAAAGACGUGGCUGACGGUGGGCAUCUGCUCAGCGCCAGGGCCCCAUAGAAGCAGGCUCCUGCCCACGCUGCUCUCCCUCUUCCACGCCUCCUCAAAGAAAGAGCAAAAACAUCUCACUGUAGUGGUCCACCUGGUGGGCUCCGACCGCACCUGGCUUGGAGAAACUGUUGCCCAAAUCUCAAAGCUCUUCAGCUCACAGAUCCUGGCAGGGCGGCUGCUGCUGAUCCAUGCUCCCCCUGAGGUGUACCCCGCCACGGAUGGCACCCCUGAGCAGCCUUCCCCCAAGGAACACUAUUCCAGGCAGAACGUGGAUCAUGCCUUCCUCCUGAGCUUCGCCUCGAAGCUCUCCGAUUACUUCCUGCUGCUGGAUGACAAUGUCCUCUGCGCCCACCACUUCGUCUCCCACAUUAGUGCCAAGGUGAACGCUAUCAAGCCCAGCACCUGGGUGCUGCUGGAGUUCUCUAACAUGGGCUUCCUUGGCAAACUCUUCCACAGCGAGGACCUCCCCCGCUUGGCCCACUUCCUCCUCCUCUUCCACAAGGAGAAGCCCCUUCCCCAGCUGCUCCCUCGCUUCCGAGCCCUCCUGGACCAGAAGGAGUCGCAGGUCUGCAGGCCCUUCCGCUUCUUCCCCAGGAACACCUCCUCCACUGCCAGCCACAGCCCCAGUGACACCGCAUUUGACUUUAAAAGGAGCCCUUCCGGGCCUGACAACCCACCUGCAGCCGUGUUCACUGACAUGAAGGUCUUUGACGUUCACUUCCCCUGGGAGGCCUACACUCUGGACGAGUCUUUCUUCUGGACCUACAACAUCAGCACAGGGAACCACCUCACAGUCCUUUUGAACAGGCCGGUGACCUUGAGACGGGUGCAGGUGUUGACUGGCACCAUCGUGGAUGGAAGGUACACCCUGAAGAAGGGACAGGUGGAGCUGGGCUUUGACCCCGAAGGGAUGCCCCAGUUCUGCACCCGAUUCAUCCUGUUGGGCCAGCUCAUGGAAGGGCAGCUGGACCAGGAGGUAAUUCAGAAAGAUUCAGCCUACAACGUGAGCUGUGUGAGGUUGGUGGUGAAAGCCAGUCAGGCCAGUGGGCUCAUGGUUCGGCAUGUUUACCUCUGGGAGGAUACCGGGGGAGAGACCAGGCAGAUCUGAGGGGAAGGUAAAUCCAUAAGAGUGUGGAUGAUUAAAAGCUUGAAGCCA